GCGGUGGUUCCUACCACCACGACAGUCGCGCUCCGAAGCUACUUUUCAGUCCUUCUUCAGAUUCGGUCCGCGCUGAAGUCGAGGAAGUAAGGUCCUUUGCGGAACUGCAACGAACUUCCCUGAGAGUCCCGCUGUCGUUUAUUCGUACCAUUAUGACAGCACUUUUGGCAAAUCCUCCCCAUCUGCCUGGCGACGGUCGCGAUGCGCAAACCUAUCAAAACAUGGAGUUCACAACAAACUACGACGUGCUUGAGCGGCCCUGGUGGGGCGCCCCAACCACCGACUCGAUAGCGGUGCAGCAGCUCCUCAACGACCUCACCGAACUGCAAAGCAAAGUACGAGACGCGGCUGUCGACGCUAGUAUGAGAGAAUUUCUGGACGGGUUCGCCGACUACCACAGAAUCAUGUACCUUCGCGAAUGUCUCAUUGGGGAUGCUAUUGUGCCUCGCGGGACGACGAUGGAGUAUCUAGAGGGUUUGAUGAGCCAAAACGACCUCAGUCCACACGACCACAAACGCCUAGCUCGCAAAGCAACCAACCUGCACGCCGUUAUCGUCUCAGCUUUCCCCACCCCGUUCCACCCUACCGACCCUUCGCCCGAAGCAUUCACACCGGAUCUGUUGCGAGAGUGGCAUCGCGCGGUAGGGGAUGGGCUGAUAGCAGACGCUGGAUCUUACCGUACGCGAAUGUUGGGGGUAAGUGGGUACGACGAAUUCCGUAUUUCUCAUCCCGCAGCGAGUUUCGGUGGAGCUCGGACGGCUGUGUCUGUAUGUUCGGGCUUGCCUUGCCACCCACAACGCACCGCUUGAUCGCAUUAAAUUGGCAGCAACCUUCAUGACGAACUUCCUUCACAUACAUCCUUUCAGUAAUGGGAACGGGCGGGUUCUUUUUGGUUUGAUGAGUACGCGAGCAAAUCACUAGGUAUGAAGCGACUGGUAGAAAUCAUAGAGCACUAUGGGGGGCGACGGACAUUGACACGAGGUCGCGGCCCUCGGUAAGAACCUGAAGCCAUUGCGAACUGACUUUUUGGUAGAAGCUAGUAGAGGGAUACAGGAUGUAGGCAAGCUGAGGUUUGCAGUUUUUGGCGUUGCUAUGACAUUGGCCCGUGGUACUAUUAGUAUCGAAUUCCGUGGAUGUGCACAUCAUAUACGAGACUGUGAACUGGAAUGACUCAAUAG
Molecule: messenger RNA, 1178 nt
Organism: Fimicolochytrium jonesii
Lineage: Eukaryota; Fungi; Chytridiomycota; Chytridiomycetes; Spizellomycetales; Powellomycetaceae
Exons: 2
Coding region: 153-809 (218 amino acids)
Source: RefSeq, a predicted model, not a curated record